Messenger RNA from Carlito syrichta (Philippine tarsier), 795 nucleotides. Its product is annotated as 60S ribosomal protein L15. Gene Ontology annotation, biological process: cytoplasmic translation. NCBI's taxonomy places the organism in Eukaryota, Metazoa, Chordata, Mammalia, Primates, Tarsiidae. The coding region runs from base 1 to 735 and encodes 244 amino acids. Gene Ontology annotation, molecular function: RNA binding; structural constituent of ribosome. Gene Ontology annotation, cellular component: ribosome; cytosolic large ribosomal subunit. The record is from RefSeq and is a predicted model, not a curated record. The transcript has 4 exons.
AUGAACCAGCGCUCCGCCCGCCGAGCGCGUCGGCGGAACUACAAGGCCCGGGAGGCGCUGGGCGGCCGCGGCUUUCCACCGGAAGAAGGCGCGCCGAGGCGGGGGAGGAGCCCAAAAGGGAUUGUGGGAGAGGGGCGCUUUCCUUUCCGUCUGGCGGCAGCCAUCAGGCGGGCUGAAGCGGGGGAUCUUUACUCCUGCAUCCGCCUCCGAUCGCCCUCCUCUUCGGCCAUCCGGGCCGGGGGACCCUGCGUCCUCGAAGAUACUCCUGCCUCCUACCCCCGCCUGUGCCCAGGCUACGUCAUCUACCGGAUCCGCGUGCGCCGGGGCGGCCGCAAACGCCCGGUCCCCAAGGGCGCGACCUACGGCAAGCCUGUGCACCACGGCGUCAACCAGCUCAAGUUCGCGCGCAGCCUGCAGUCCGUGGCCGAGGAGCGAGCUGGACGCCACUGUGGGGCUCUAAGAGUCCUGAAUUCCUACUGGGUUGGUGAAGAUUCCACAUACAAGUUUUUCGAGGUUAUCCUCAUCGAUCCAUUCCAUAAAGCCAUCCGAAGAAAUCCCGACACCCAGUGGAUCACCAAGCCAGUCCACAAGCACCGGGAGAUGCGGGGGCUGACGUCUGCUGGCCGCAAGAGCCGUGGCCUUGGGAAGGGCCACAAGUUCCACCACACCAUUGGUGGCUCACGGCGGGCGGCCUGGAGGAGGCGCAACACUCUGCAGCUGCACCGCUACCGCUAACCCAAGUCGUGUUUGUAAAACCCCCCCAAUAAACAAUGAGGACAGUCCUGUCUGCUUAAA